CGGCGAUGGACAAGGCGGCCCUCUCCACUUAUGACGAUGAGGCCCUCGAUAGCAAGAUCUUUCGCUCUUCACUAGCUACUUGCAUAGCCCUCGGGGAGCAUGCACAGAGGCUCGAGCAAUGGCGCCUCCAGAAGGCGGAGCAGGAUCGGGAGAUGAAGGAGCUUGUCCUGAAGAACUCUGAUGUUGUGAAGCAGAUGGCCCUGCUGGAGGAGGAUCUCCGGAAGGCUACCGAGGGCGCCGAGCAGAGGAUCAAGGCUGCCGUGGAGGAGGCCAGGCUCGAAGCCGAGAGGGCUGCCAAGAAAGUUGCCGAGGAGGUGGAGUCCGCCAAGGCCGAGGCCAUCGCCGGAGCCCGAGAGGAUGCUGUUGCUGCAUUCAUGGCCGAGGGCUGGAAAACCAAGGACAGGCAGCAGUGGGUGGCCUCGGUCGUGGAGUCUUCAGUAGAUAGCUGGGUGAAGGGCCCCGGGGCCGACUGGAUGGCAGAGAGGGGAGACAACUAUUAUAAGGGAGGUGAAUUCUUCACCCAACAUCUAGUGUACCGGAGGCUCGCCAGGCAUUUCAAAGUCUCCCUCGAGGAGUUCGACCCCUCGGCGUAUGGCCUUCCUCCUCUGCAGCCGGAUGUAAGAAACCACCUCCCCCUAGGAGAAGAGAGGCCGGUGAUCCACGAUUCCAUGAUGAUGGGG
Messenger RNA from Cuscuta europaea, 680 nucleotides. NCBI's taxonomy places the organism in Eukaryota, Viridiplantae, Streptophyta, Magnoliopsida, Solanales, Convolvulaceae. The record is from the annotation of a GenBank genome assembly.